UUCGUUCAUUAAGAUAUGGAAAAUCAAAUACAUAAAAUAAAUUAUUUUCAAUGUAAUUUUAUCGCUAAAAAGGAGACGUUCUUCUUGCAUUAUCAACUAUUGAGUACUGUACAGUUGUCAAACUGUAAGCCUAUAUAGUCAAGUCUUUAACCCAACUUUUUCUAACCCCCACUCAAUUGCAGGUUCCAAAAUUCCGUGAAGAAAGACUUCUGUGUUUAAGCUUUUUCGGACGCCAUGAUUUUGCAUAUACUUCUCUUAACUGUCUUCUGGGUUGUUGCAAAUCACUUCCUUAACAAGAUCAAGAACCUCCCUCCAACUCCUUUCCCAACUUUACCCAUCAUAGGUCACCUUCACCUCCUUAAGAAACCUCUACAUCAAUCUCUCGCCAAAAUCUCAGCCCGUCACGGCCCCGUACUUCUUCUGAAAUUCGGCUCUCGCCGUGUCUUCCUUGUGUCCUCCCCGUCCGCUGCCGAAGAAUGUUUUACCAAAAAUGAUAUCGCUUUCGCCAACCGACCGGAUCUACUCGCAGGAAAACACAUGGGCUGCAAUUACACCAGCCUCGUAUGGGCUCCAUAUGGGGACCACUGGCGGAACCUCAGGAGGAUCGCUUCCCUGGAGAUCUUAUCCACUAAUCGUCUGCAACAACUCUCUUCUGUUCGCAUAGAUGAAAUCAGAUCGUUAAUUCGUAGGCUGUAUAGAAAUCAAAAUCAGAUAGUGGAUAUGAAAACUGCCUUCUUUGAGCUGACUCUGAAUGUAAUAAUGAGGAUGGUAGGCGGGAAGAGUUACUACGGUGAAAAAGUGAUGGGGGCCGAGUCAGAGGAGUUUCGAGAGAUUGUGGCUGAAACUUCUCAAUUGGGUGGUGCCUCAAAUUUAGUGGACUUUUUGCCAGUUAUAAGGUGGACUGGAUACGGGAAAACGGAGAAGAGAAUGCUAACUUUGCAGGAGAAGAGAGAGAAGUUUAUGCAAAGUUUAAUAGAAGAGCAUAAAACAAAAAUGGGUAGUGAUGAUGAGUAUAAAAAUAAAAAUUUGGAUGGACAGAGAAGGAAGUCGAUGAUAGAAGCGCUGCUGUGUUUGCAAGAAUCUGAUCCUGAGUACUAUACUGAUGAGAUUAUCAGAAGCCUUAUGCUGUACAGCUGGUUGUCCACACAGUACAACCGAUUAUUUUAUUUGCUGUCCACACAGUACAGCUGGCGUGUGAUAUUAAUAGCAGGGUCGGAUACGUCAGCUAGAACAAUGGAGUGGGCAAUGUCUCUCCUUUUAAACACCCCGGAUGUUUUGAGAAAGGCACAAGCAGAAAUAGACAAUCAAAUUGGCUCUGAUCACUUUGUCGACGAAUCUAAUUUGGUUAAACUUCCCUAUCUUCGUUGUAUCAUAAAUGAGACUUUACGGUUGUACCCAGCAGGGCCAUUACUGGUACCGCAUCAAUCAUCAGAAGAAUGCAAGGUUGGAGGUUAUCGCAUACCACGUGGCACAAUGCUAUUGGUAAAUUUAUGGGCCAUUCAACGUGACCCAACAAUUUGGGAGGAUUCUACCAAGUUUAGGCCUGAGAGGUUUGAAGGCUUUGAAGGAGUGCGGGAUGGGUUCAAGUUCAUGCCUUUUGGGGUAGGGAGGAGAAGCUGCCCCGGCGAAGGAUUGGCGUUGCGCAUGGUUGGGUUGGCUUUGGGCUCACUUAUUCAAUGCUUUGAUUGGGAGAGACCCAAUAAGGAUAUGGUGGACAUGACCGAAAGAAGUGCUCUCACUUUGCCCAAGGCCCACCCUUUACAGGCUAAAUGUAGCCCCCGUCCUGGCAUGCUCAACCUUCUUUCACAGCUAUCUAAUUUAACUUAAGAAGUCAGAUGAUAGUAGCUGAGGUCAUUACUAUAACAGGGAAGAGAUGUUGUUAUACAUCAAUGUUAAUAGUUCUCCCUUUCAGCUUCAUGUUUAAGAGAUGAAACUAUGUUAAAUUUUACUAAGAAUGAAACUUGCAACAAUUAUGUUGUGAUAGUUAAUGAUAUCAAACCUUAGUUAUUAAAAGAAAGCAUAUGAUUAUAAAAA
This is a messenger RNA of Mangifera indica (mango), 2034 nucleotides long. RefSeq names its product cytochrome P450 81Q32-like. Lineage: Eukaryota; Viridiplantae; Streptophyta; Magnoliopsida; Sapindales; Anacardiaceae. Bases 235 to 1827 code for a protein of 530 amino acids. The record is from RefSeq and is a predicted model, not a curated record. Gene Ontology annotation, molecular function: oxidoreductase activity, acting on paired donors, with incorporation or reduction of molecular oxygen; monooxygenase activity; heme binding. The transcript has 3 exons.